Molecule: messenger RNA, 1986 nt
Organism: Aphis gossypii (cotton aphid)
Lineage: Eukaryota; Metazoa; Arthropoda; Insecta; Hemiptera; Aphididae
Product: ras guanine nucleotide exchange factor E-like
Exons: 3
Coding region: 1-1986 (661 amino acids)
Source: RefSeq, a predicted model, not a curated record
AUGAUUUCUUUUCGGAGAGUAGGUGAUAAUUUAGAAACCGAUACAUCACUAGAUAGCUAUGAUAAUAAAUCUGAUAUUUUGUACUUGGAUAAUGUACACAGUGCAUGUAGUUCUUACCAAUACGACACUAAGAAUUUGUCGGAAAGUUUUUGCUCAACUGUUGGUGUUUCCGCCGAAUUUAAUACUUCUUCUUCUUCUUAUUUAUCUUCUUGUGAGCAUGAUAUCAAUGUAUCUGGUUAUGACCAGGGUGGUAUUAAGAUGAGUUGUUUGAAGAAUUUAGAAUUUGAUACGUUAAGUUCUGUUGGUAGUGAUACAUCCUUUAAUAAUCAAACUUCAUUUGAGAAGUCAAAUACUGAAUUAAGUGAAAGUUUAUGUGAAUUUAUGAAUGUUACAUCUACAACUUUGGAUCAUUUUGAGUUCGAUCAUAGUUUGAACGAAUCUAAGAAUAUUGAAAAGAGUAUUUCUACUUGUGAGAAGUUUAAAACGGAAGAAGAUAUCGGUUUAGAGAGUUGCAAUUCUCCAUCAAGUAAUUUAAUUAAUACUUCUAAUGUAAUUGAUAGUAAUACAAACGAGAAUAGUGUAAGUAAAAAGUCGUAUGGGAUUCGAAAAUCAGAUAUUACUAUAUCAGGCUUCAGUUCUUCUAAAAAAACCAAGGAUUUAGAAAGUCUUAAAAAUGAAUCCGUUAAAAAGAAAACCUUAUCAAAAGAAAUCAUCAAACCUGGAAGUAUUGGAGUUACGCGCAGUUCUUCAUUGCGUUCUAAUACAUCUACAAUAUCCAAAUCAUCUUUGUCAUCUAAUAAAACAAAAGUUACAAGAUCUGAAAGCACAAAAACUGUUCGCUCUUCUUUCGAAUCAAAAACAUCGACACAGAAUGAAAGCGUAUCGAUUCAAAGUAAAAUGGUUGGUACUAAAUCCAAUGUUAUAAAAUCUUCAAGUAGCUUUUCAGCAAAAGCGGAUGCAGAAUCAAAAAAAUUCAAAUCUUUGAACUCUUCUAAAAAAGUAGCACGAAAUAUUUUAUCCUCAUCCGCAUCUGAAGUUGAAUCCGUAAAAAACAUUGAAUACAAGUCUUCAACUUUCACAUCCAAUACCCAAUCUUUAAAUCAGUCUUUAACAAAAAAAACAAACACUCGACAAGAGUUUAAUGAAAGUAAACAGAUUCAAAAAGUACGUGACAUUUCAACUUCAUUAAAAGUUGCAUCUUCAGCUAAAAUGUCAAACGAAUCAUCAACAAAAUCAAUUACUACUGUAAAUAAAAAAAAUUAUUCAACAAUUGAACAAACUUCAAAAACUAAGCUACUAGAUUCGAAAAGCUCAACGAAAAUAGAAAAGUAUCAUAAAACAACUGUAAAUGAAAAAUUAAAAAAUAAACAAGUUGUGGAAGUACCCGAAACUUCUCCCAGACCUAAACUAAAAAGUUAUAUGGCGUCUACUGAAUCCCGCAAUAGAAAACUAGAAAAUAUUUCUCAUUCUCAUAGUAAAACAUCUGAUGUUUCAACAAAAUAUCAUCGUAUAAUACCUGAUAAACAAAAAAAAGUUCCAACAUCUCCAUCAAGAAUACCUAUUAAAGAUAAUUCAAGUAAAAUAAUAAGUAAAAUGAAUUUGUCACUUUUGGAUACACGUUCAUCAUCUAUUUUGGAUCCAAGAGUUUUAAGUGCUCCAUCACAAAGAAGUGGUUUUGACUUUAUGUCUUCACCUAGAAAAAUAAGUCCAACAUCUUUACCAGUAAGUCCGGCUCACAGAUGUUUAAAGGCUGAUAAAAAAAUCAGUUCAGUAUUAAUUACAUCAGAAGUCUUCUCGAGCUCUACAGAUCGUGUUUCAUCUGUAGAAUUAGUUUAUGAGCAACCAAAACGUUCUCCUUGUUCAUCAAUGUCCGAACAACAACCUGCUUCUAUAACAGAAUCAGUAUCAUUAGAUGAUGAGGAAACUACUCAUUCUUCAACCUCAGACACCAAUCGAGAUUCCGAGGUAUAUACACAAUUAUUUUAA